Cajanus cajan (pigeon pea) is the source of this 1432-nucleotide messenger RNA. Its product is annotated as alpha/beta-Hydrolases superfamily protein. The record is from RefSeq and is a predicted model, not a curated record. Lineage: Eukaryota; Viridiplantae; Streptophyta; Magnoliopsida; Fabales; Fabaceae. Gene Ontology annotation, molecular function: nucleic acid binding. Gene Ontology annotation, cellular component: chloroplast. Gene Ontology annotation, biological process: DNA integration.
AGUUCCAAACACCACUCACCACACAAAACUCCUCAAAACUUCACUUUGUUUGAACUGCUUUGCGUCGAUAAUCUAAUUCAAUGGCUUCUUCUACAUGCGCUCUCUCCCCCUCAUUCCGCUCACAACUCACUAAAACCACCCUCGUUGCUCCACUCCCUCUCUAUCAACGAAGCAAGUGCGAAAUGAGCAGAAGGGCUUUCGCGGUUAAGGGAAUUGUGGCUUCCGGCGUUUCCGUCGCCGCUUCUACUCUCACCGCCGAAGCAGAGUCGUCUUCCAAAGGUUUUGAGAGAUUACCAUACAAACCGGAAGGGUACAAUUAUUGGACAUGGAGGGGUCAUAAAAUUCACUACGUUGUGCAAGGAGAAGGCUCUCCCCUUGUACUUAUUCAUGGUUUUGGGGCCUCUGCAUUCCACUGGAGGUACAACAUUCCAGAAUUGGCUAAGAAACACAAGGUAUACGCCUUAGACUUGAUUGGAUUUGGGUGGAGUGACAAAGCACUUAUCGAGUAUGAUGCCAUGGUUUGGAGGGAUCAAGUGGUGGACUUCGUGAAGGAAAUAGUAAAAGAACCAACAGUUUUAGUUGGAAAUAGCCUUGGAGGAUUUACUGCUUUGGUUGCAGCGACUGGGUUGCCUGAGCUUGUCAAUGGUGUUGCUCUACUAAAUUCUGCGGGACAAUUUGGCGAUGGGAAAAGGGAAAGUAAAACUUCUGAAGAAACACCUCUACAAAAGCUUGUCCUAAAACCUUUGAAGGAAAUUUUCCAGCGUGUAGUUCUUGGAUUUUUAUUCUGGCAGGCAAAGCAACCAGCUCGGAUUUUGUCAGUCCUAAAAAGUGUGUAUAUAAAUUCUUCCAAUGUGGAUGACUAUCUUGUGGAAUCUAUAACAAGGCCAGCUCAAGAUCCAAAUGCCGGAGAAGUUUAUUACAGGUUAAUGACACGCUUCAUGAUGAAUCAAAGCAAGUACACUCUAGAUGCUGUUUUAAGUGAACUCUCUUGCCCACUGUUGCUGCUUUGGGGUGACCUUGACCCGUGGGUUGGUCCAGCCAAAGCUAAUCGAAUCAAAGAGUUUUAUCCAAAAACAACUCUUGUAAACUUGCAGGCUGGGCAUUGUCCACAUGAUGAAACACCAGAGCUUGUGAACAAGGCUUUAUUGGAUUGGUUGACCACCCUCACUCCUGAAGUGACUCUUCAAACGGUUUGAACGUGUAUAAUUUUGUAAAGCCAAUCAAAAACAAGUUCUUGAUUAAGUUUUUAGUUUCAAGUAGUUCAAUAGUAUUUAUCAGCAUACGUUCUGUACAAAGAACCGGGUAAAUGAUAGCCGGGAUAGAGGAAAACGAUAGCAAGAAUACAUUAUUAUCACCGUUCUGCAUACCUGUACAUUUUUCAAGAUCAUGUAUGCAUUCAUUUCUUACAUAAAACUAUUUGGUUAAUCAACUA